Messenger RNA from Cavenderia fasciculata, 993 nucleotides. RefSeq lists its product as uncharacterized. The record is from RefSeq and is a predicted model, not a curated record. The transcript has 4 exons. Bases 1 to 993 code for a protein of 330 amino acids. Lineage: Eukaryota; Evosea; Eumycetozoa; Acytosteliales; Cavenderiaceae.
AUGUCUUCUUGGAUGUAUCUAGCAUUGACUUCGGCAGUUGUCGCAAAGACUGUUUCUGUUAUCGAAGGAAGUUGGCGUUAUAUGGGUGGAGCAUCUAUUGUAUUUCAUGGAGUCAAGACAUAUAUCUUUGGAAAGUUGGUUCGAACAAUUGAAUAUCCCGAUGGUGAAAUGGUAUCCAUCGUAGUUAGAACUAAUAACAUUAAUAGAUUGAAAAAUGAAAUUAUAAAACAACAACCUGCUUUAUUCCCUGGUGUAGAACUUGGUCCCUCUGAUGUAAAGUAUUUGGCAAGAUGGACACCACCCCAUUUCACAGAACAAUGUAGUAAGAAUAGAGAUCUAAAGUGGGUAGCCGAUGGAGGCGUCGUCUUUUGGAGCAGAUUUGAUCCAAUACCAAAGAGAAAUGUGACACUCGAUGUCAAGGACAAGGAGUUGAUUAAAUUGGACCAGGCAAUCAGCUUUGUCACAAAGAUGGGCAGAGAGGCACCGAUGGACUCUCCCACCAACCAAAAAUUGACAGAACCACAAGAGAACGCCCUCAUCGACCUUCUUUUGGAAAAGGACGACGGUGUUUUAGCACUACAUAGAAACUUUAACAGUAGACCUGCUCUAUUUAAACAUCACGCACUACGUUAUUUGACUACCAAGGGCAAAAUAAUCGAUCCUGUCCUAGUAGAUUUUCUAUCAAGUGAUCAAAAACAACAACAACAACAAACUAAUACUGUAUCUGCUACAUCCUCUACAACUACUACCACUGCCUCUACUAAUCAACAAAAAGAAAAGGAAAAAGAAAAAGAAAAAGAAAGAGAAAGAGAAAGAGAAAAGGAGAAAUUGAAUCAACAACAAACUUUACAACAAUCACCAACCAAUCCUCCAUCACCACAUGAAUUAACAAAUACUCUAUUAGGACAACAAAAAGAAGGGACAGACAGAGAAAGACAACAUCCAUCCAUCCAUCCAUCCUUCCUUCUAUCAUUCCCACCAACCAAGAAAUAA